AAUAAUUAAAUAAGGCUAAUUCAAUUUUUAUUUGAAAAAAUCGUCUCACACUCUCAUACUAACAUUGUCAGGCUAACUUACAAUAAUAUAAUUGGAUGAAUAAUUUUUGUUUUGAGAAAAUAGUUUGUUCAACUCACUGAGGAGAUUGUUAUUGGCCUAAUUCUAAUACUAUUCUUGACAAGUAGAUUGAAAUUUGAAACUGAUUUAUUUGCCAUACCUAACAAUUUACAAUCAGUACUUAUAUCAAACAUAUAAUAUAUACUAUAAAUAAUACAUAAUUUUGUGAGUAUGUAGUAAUAAAUAAAUUUAUAUAAAAAGGCACUAUUGUCAUAAGUAAAACUUGUUCGCCAGCAGUGAGUGCGAUUCAAAAAUACAAAAUAUUAUAAUGACAAUCAUAAAGAUUUCUAAUGACAAUCAUUUUGCCUGUCCAUAUAGCAAGGAUGCUAUAAAUAAUGCAAUGGUGGAUAUUUUUCAAGUAAAAAUGUUUAAUAAAGUGUGAAAAAAAAGACAAGAUUCAUAUUGAUUAUUAGUGAAUAGAAUAUUAAAACAUUACAAGGAAAUUGUUUUUUUGUCAAUUUGUAAAUUUGAUCUCCUUGGAUAAGUGGGUUAAACAAAUAAGAGCUGGAGUAGGAGACUAUUUGAAUAAGAAGACUAUCAAAACUUACAAUGAGGAAACAGUAACUCUAUAUUCCACCCAAGCAAUUGAGUGCAAGUGGGUAAUGAAAGAUUUGAGUGAUGUAUUGCAAUUUUAAACGACACGCCAUGAUAGAAGCAGCAGAACGCAUGACAGUUUUCCGAGUUGCGAAUUUGUCGGUCCGUUAGCUUUGCUCGGACAUUGCACCCUGGGAGACUGCGCCCUAAACAGCCAUUCCACCCUUCCACCCACUUUCCCCCUCACCCUUCCGCCAGGAGUGCUUACGCCCUUCGGUUCGGUAGUGAAAGGGAGUCAAUAUUAGCGCGAGGUGAGGGAACGAGACACACAUCACAGUGCUGUUUCCCGGCCGGGACUCUGAAAAGGGAAAGUCCUUCGGAUAAAAUGGACCUGAAGGGCAAGGUUGCUUUGAUAACCGGCGCCGCUGGUGCUAUUGGAAGAGCUUACACCGACGAACUUCUCAGAUGUGGCGCUAAGGUAGCGAUUUGUGAUUUGGACAUUGAGAAGGGAGAGAAGCUUGUUGACGAUUUCAGUCUAAAGUAUGGCAAGGGAAAGACAAUAUUUUGUCAAUGCGAUGUAACUGACUAUCCUCAGUUUGAAGAAUCUUUUCAAACAACUAUUUCUGCGUUUGGAGGCUUGGAUAUCGUGAUAAACAAUGCUGGAAUAUUCAACGACCGAUUCUGGGAAUUGGAGGUGGACGUCAAUCUUAAUGGAGUGAUUCGAGGCACUCUGCUGGCUCAGAGGCUGAUGCGGAAGGAGCGGCACGGAAAGGGGGGCGGAGGAGGGGUGGUGGUGAUGACCGCCUCCACACUGGGACUCAUGUCCACCCCCUGCGCCCCCAUUCACUGCGCCACCAAACAUGCCAUCAUUGGCUUCACCAGGUCAUUCGCGGAUCCAUUCCAUUACAGUCUAACUGGGGUGAGAGUGAUGGCGCUGUGUCCAGGGCCAACCAAGUGCGACACGAGCUCUGAUGAAAUAAAAAAGGCUCUCCUUUCACCUGAAUUUGAGCCUCUCUAUCAUCGCACUUAUGACAAUGUUACAUAUCAAUCAGCCCAGAGUGUUGGAAAAGCCCUAAUUCAUAUUCUACAGAAAGGUACGAAUGGAUCAGUGUGGGUGGUGGAGAACCAACAGCCUCCUCGAGAAGUUAAAUUUCCUUCAACCUUCUAGAAUAUCCAGUGCCAAUAGAAUUAUCUCAUGGAUCCUGCAAAAUGUACAAAUUUUUUCAAUGCUUUUCGUCCACGCGACUCCUGCUUAACUGUAUUUAUACAAGAGUUCUGAUCAAUUUUUUAUAUUUGUAAUUUAUAAUAUUUUAGGUGAAUAAGGGCAUGACAUUUUCAUAAUUUUAUAAUAAUACAUAGCGAUAUGAGUAACAGUUACAAUAAUUACUGUAUUGAACGAGAAUAUGGAGUAAACGAUGUUGAGAAAUGAUUGCAAUAAUCAAGUUGAGGGAAAAUUUUUAUUAUUCCCAUGUUGAAAACGGAGGAAAGAUAUUGUAGCUCAUUGAGAAUAUUAAGUUGUUCUACAUUGUAAAUUUUAGUGAUCCACAAGUUCGUAGUAUUUGUAUCUUUUAGUAAUUUAAAAUAGUUGCCAUUGAGAGGUGCAGGAAGCAUGAUAUUCAUCAUGCUUUGUGGAGAGGGGGUGGUUGUUGUCACAGAAUACAAUAUUUAUAUUCAAUUAUCUAUAAAUUAAUUAUUAUAGCAUUAAAAUCUUGUUUUCUGUGAUACAGGAGAACUAAAUUCACACUCAAUUGGCGUGAAGCUGACGUGGCAAGGACGUGGUGGUGGUAUGGCGAUGACUUUUCAAACUGGAAUAAUAAAAACAUAUUAUUGUUUAAUUCAAACAGAAGUGGCAUGGAAAAACGCCACUUUUGUUUGCAUUGGACCAUUUUUCUCAUAAAGGAGUGGUAUGAAAGUGGCAUAAAGUCAGUUCCACGCCAGCGCCUCGUCAUUCUAGUGUGAAUUGGGCCCAAGAUGAAGCUUUCAAAAAAAAAAUUAUUCUCUCAUUUCUCAGACAUACACAUAAUUAUAGACUACACUAUACUUGACAACAAGUCUACAAGAAUCAUCAAUAUCUGAUCCAUAAAUUAGCUGAGCUCAUUUCUUAGAAAUUGUAUUAUGCAUACCGUAAUAUAAUAUAGCUUAUUGCCGUGUUGAUUUGAAGUUUUGAAAUAUAUCUACUAAAUUAAUAUUCUAUUAGCCUAAGUUUUGGAGUUUUGACUCAACUUUUAUUGUAUUGGAGAGUUUAAAUGACGUAUUGUGUUGAUGAACAUAAAAUUGUUAAUGAAUAUGCUUUGAAUGUCUAUUAUUGAUAGAAUAUUAUAUGUAUAGCUCUACUAGUUUCAAUUAUAUUUAUUGAUACCGA
Molecule: messenger RNA, 3013 nt
Organism: Nilaparvata lugens (brown planthopper)
Lineage: Eukaryota; Metazoa; Arthropoda; Insecta; Hemiptera; Delphacidae
Product: 15-hydroxyprostaglandin dehydrogenase [NAD(+)]
Exons: 6
Coding region: 1037-1819 (260 amino acids)
Cellular component (GO): cytoplasm
Molecular function (GO): oxidoreductase activity, acting on the CH-OH group of donors, NAD or NADP as acceptor
Source: RefSeq, a predicted model, not a curated record